UCAAAUACCAGGACAUCCAAUGGCAAGCGACGUUGCUUGUGUCACCAUGGUGAUGGGGCUGUACCCAGGGAGGUUGUGAUGGGUUGACAGGUGCGUGACAAUCGGAGCUCUCUGCAAGCAUGUACGCCAAAGGCAAGAGUAACAACGUGCCGUCCGACAGCCAAGCAAGAGAAAAGUUAGCUCUCUAUGUGUAUGAGUACCUGCUGCACGUAGGGGCACAGAAGUCAGCACAGACCUUCCUCUCAGAGAUCCGAUGGGAGAAGAACAUCACAUUAGGAGAGCCCCCAGGGUUCCUCCACUCUUGGUGGUGUGUGUUCUGGGACCUGUACUGUGCAGCCCCGGAGAGGAGAGAAACGUGUGAGCACUCCAGUGAGGCCAAGGCCUUCCAUGACUAUAGUGCAGCAGCAGCCCCCAGUCCCAUCCUUGGGAACCUUCCCCCAGGAGAGGGAAUGCCAGUGGGUCCUGUACCUCCAGGAUUCUUCCAGACGUUCAUGUCACCUCGUUACCCUGGUGGGCCCAGACCUCCCCUCAGAAUACCCAAUCAGGCAAUGGGGGUCCAUGGUAACCAGCCUAUGCUACCCAGCGGAAUGGACCCCACGAGACAACAAGGGCAUCCAAAUAUGGGCGGGCCCAUGCAGCGAAUUACUCCACCCAGAGGGAUGGUCCCUCUUGGGCCACAGAACUACGGUGGAGGGAUGAGACCUCCUCUAAAUGCACUCGUCGGCCCUGGGAUGCCUGGCAUGAACAUGGGCCCUGGUGGGGGUAGACCUUGGCCAAAUCCUCAAAACGCCAACUCAAUCCCCUACUCCUCUGCGUCUCCGGGGAGUUAUGUGGGUCCGCCGGGAGGAGGGGGGCCACCUGGUACUCCAAUAAUGCCCAGCCCAGCAGACUCGACUAACUCCGGUGACAACAUGUACACCAUGAUCAACACAGUCCCCCCAGGUGGAAACAGACCAAAUUUUCCAAUGGGUGCUGGUGUAGACGGUCCAAUGGGAGGGAUGGCAGGAAUGGAGCCACAUCACAUGAACGGAUCGCUAGGGUCUGGUGACAUGGAUAGCCUCCCUAAGAACUCUCCUGGUAACCUGAGUAUGAGUAACCAGCCGGGGACCCCCAGAGAUGACGGAGAGAUGGGGGGCAACUUCCUCAACCCCUUUCAGAACGAGAGCUAUUCUCCAAACAUGACGAUGAGUGUGUGAAGGCUCCGCCAGCUGGUCAGUUAGUGGUGUGGAUUGGUGAAAGAGACAGGACGUGAUGUAAUCUUUGCCCAGUGGCUCUUCCUCUCUGUGCCCUGCCUACCAGGACAGUAGACCGAGGCCUCGUUCUUCCCCUGGCCUCUCUCUAUCUGUGUUUGUUCUCUUCUUCUGUUUCCUCUCCCUUUUACACUUGUGACCUUCUACUUCGUUCAUCACCUACCAUCAGAGACUGUAUAAAAGGAACGUCAAUUCCAACAAACCAGGAAAUAAAAAUCUCUGUAUAUUUAUAAAUGUAUGUCACUGUGCAUACUCUCAGUCGUGAUAACACAGAAAGAUGUUCCAUGCUCCACCAUCUUGUGGAAAAGACACUGAAAACCCUCAAGUGUAAAGAAAUCUGAGCAGAUAGCUUUCUGGCCUGUCUCCCCACCUGCAUUUGUUAUGAGUCUUGAGAUUUGAUGGGCAUGAUGGCAACCACAGUCUAUGAUUGGAUGAAUUAUAUUGAGAUGACAACUUCAGUCUCAUUGGAUAUACAACAACCUGGGAUAAAGCCUAUUUAAUGGCAUCCUCCAUCUCUCAUUGGAUGAAGAUUAUGGCAACCACAGUCUUUGAUUGGAGAGGGGCGACAGCUUCAGUGAUUUGAGAUCUUCGUCCCACAAUGUUUUUUAGUUUCACCUCCAUACACCUGGAUCUGAUGUGCUAUGUUGACUGCAGAGAGAGAGAGAGUGCGAGAGAGAGAGAGUGCGAGAGAGAGAGAGAGAGAGAGAGAGAGAGAGAGAGAGAGAGAGAGAGAGAGAGACAGUGAGAGAGAUCAUUCAGUACAGUAUGGGCCAUAUUUUCAAUUCUGUCUUUUAUUGGUUGGUUGAUUUUGUUUUGUGUGUUGAAUGGUUUGAGAAUGUACUCAUGAUUGUUGCGUUGUACACUGUGUAAGUGUACUGGCUGGAGAGUAUUGUAAGGCUACAUCUUAUCAUUUACUGGGAGCAUCCUUAUAUCUAUGUCUUGACCACGAGCAUCAACACCUAAAAACAAAUAGAGAUUCACCAAUCUAACAAUGACACAUCUGAAAUGGAGAGAACAGAGAAAAUGCAAGCAGUUGGUUGUCUGAAAGAUAACUAUUUUCUGCCUUGUCAAAAGGAUGCAAUGUCUGUUAUGAUUUUUCAAAGAAUACAAGACUGUAAAUCGAAAUGAAAAAGGAAAACAAAAAGUUCAGCAAUUGUUGACAAUGGUUGUAGGGAUUUUUGUGUGAAGGUAUUAUUAAAAACAUGCAUUUAAAUCAUUUUCUUAAUUAAUUUAUUAUUGUCAUCCGGAAAAACUGUGAUAUUAAUGUAUUUUGGAGAGUAUGUAUACAUUUUAGUAAUUUAGCAGACGCUCUUAUCCAGAGCAACUUACAGUUAGUGACUGCAUACAUUUUCAUACUGG
Molecule: messenger RNA, 2609 nt
Organism: Coregonus clupeaformis (lake whitefish)
Lineage: Eukaryota; Metazoa; Chordata; Actinopteri; Salmoniformes; Salmonidae
Product: single-stranded DNA-binding protein 2
Exons: 17
Coding region: 120-1196 (358 amino acids)
Biological process (GO): positive regulation of transcription by RNA polymerase II
Cellular component (GO): nucleus
Molecular function (GO): protein binding; single-stranded DNA binding
Source: RefSeq, a predicted model, not a curated record